AUGGUUGCCAAGAACGUUUGGCUGACUGUGGUGGAGACUCUGCACCCGCACCACAGCACCUUCAAGGAACGUGUACAGAAGAUGGGCAAGGCCAUUGCGCAGGGCCACCGCAUUCGAAAUGCUCCCUCCGUUUUCCUCCCGGGUCGCAUGGCCUUCGAGUUUGACACAGACCUGGAGAUGGGCAAGACCGACAUUCCUCGCAUUGUCUACAUGAGCAAGGAGGAGGUCCCCAUUAGUGAGAUGGGCAAGCGGUCGUCUGGCAUGCUUCCAGAGACAGCAAUCAAGGUGCGCGAUGCAAUGCAGAAAGCAGCCGAAGACAAGAAGCGAAGGAAAGAACAAAAAAACAUGGGAGGAGGAGCAAGCUACGCGACAGCCCAGAAGGUGGAAGCCUCCAAGGUGAAAGCCAGGGACAGCGACAACGACAUCUUUUCUGGUGCCGGAGCUUUCGAUGUGAACGAAAUCGUGCAGAAGGCAAGAGCAGAACAGGCUGCCAAACGAGAGAAGGCGGGCAUCAAGCAAGAGGAGGAACAGCCUCCACCCAAGCUUAAGAAGAGCUCCUACUUCGACGAUGCCGGGGAUGAGAAGUACAGAAAGGCUCCUGAUCGACAGCUUGACCUGGAGGAGAUCGAGGUUGAGGAGUCGACCUUGGAGCCUGGUGAAUUUCACAAACCCACUGGCCGAUUCGAGCCUUCCAAGAAGUUUCGCGGCGCACGCAAAAACUGGGUGUUCAAGCUCGGCGAGGAAGGCUUGGGAUACUACGAGGAGGUACCGCCAAAGAAGGUCAAGCCAGCAGAACCUAAAAAGCCGGAGAAGGACCCGAGGAAGCGCAAGCAAGCUGCUUCGAGUAGUGCAGCGCAAGGCAUGGGCAACCCUGGUAAUGAAGCUUAUGAUGAGCUUUUCCCAAGUGCAAUGAUGGGUGGGGCGAUGAUGACCACGCAUAGUGAUGACAGUGAUGAUGAAGACGGCAAGAAGAAGAAGCAGAAAGGCAAAGACGGCAAAAAGGGUACGGUGGAGGACAGCGUUGCCGCCAACAAGAAAGGCGCAGAGGCCAAGAAGAAGAAAAUGAACGAGAACCAGCAGUGGCAAAAAAUCGAUAACAUGAUCAAGAAGGGCAAGGUCACAUCCAUGGAGUCUAUGGAGGCCCAGGCAUCGAAAAAGACAGGGAAAACAUCUCAUUUGGCAACGCCAGCCUUCUUCUGA
Symbiodinium pilosum is the source of this 1200-nucleotide messenger RNA. The record is from the annotation of a GenBank genome assembly. NCBI's taxonomy places the organism in Eukaryota, Dinophyceae, Suessiales, Symbiodiniaceae.